UUUUCUCUUGUGAUUUGUUUCAGAAGGAGGAAGUGCCAGAACAUAGAGUUGUAGGCGCUCUUACAGACACCAACCUCUUAAAACUUCUCCAGUUGAGCAGUGCAUUCUCUGGUGUCUUGAAAGCAGGGAUAGAUCAUGAUGGCUGUCUCAGGAGAGCAAGCUAUGGCUGGAGAGAAAAUGCUCAGGAUGCCCAGCUGCCUCCUAAAGCCCACCAGGGUCAUGCUGAGCCACAAGCCCUGGGCCCUGUUUAUCCUCAUCUUUGUGUUUGUAUCCUUUGCCUACCACAAGUUGUACUGGGGCAUCUGGGAGGACCCAAAGAGCAGAGGCCUCCCCUACGGCUCGUCUGCUGAAAUCAGCUGUGCUCACUAUGUGCCUUCUUCCCUCAACAUUGCUGGUGGGCCCUCUCCUUCUACAGGAAGUGUGUUUUUUGUGGAGACCUCAGAGCAAACUACCCCAAGUUACCUGUUCUCAUGCUCUGUGGAGUCAGCGGCCAGGGCGCACCCAGCAUCAAGAGUCGUGGUGCUCAUGAAAGGCUUGGCCAAAGAGAAUGCCUCCUUACCCAAGCACUGGGCUUUCUCCUUGCUGAGCUGCUUCCCCAACGUGGAAAUCCAGCCCCUCGACUUGACAGACCUCUUUUCUGGAACACCUCUGGCACAAUGGUACUUGCAGCCUCAGAGGCAGCAGGAGCCUCAUUUUUUACAUGUCCUCUCUGAUGCCUGCAGAAUUGUCCUGAUGUGGAAGUUUGGUGGCAUCUACCUGGAUACAGAUUUCAUUGUGCUUAAGGACUUACAGAACCUCACCGAUGCACUCGGGAUUCAGGAUGACGUACUGAAUGGGGCCUUUCUGUCCUUUAAGCCCAAACACAAGUUCAUGGAUCUUUGCAUGCAGGACUUUGUGCAGAAUUACAAUGGCUGGGUCUGGGGCCACCAGGGCCCAGAGCUCCUAACUCGUGUCUUCAAGAAGUGGUGCUCCAUCCAGACUGUCAAGAGCAUGAGCUGCAAAGGUGUGAGUGCUCUUGCCCCAGAAGUUGUUUAUCCCGUUCCCUGGCAGGACUGGAAGAAAUUGUUUGAGCCAGUCAGUGCCUUGGAGCUUCGCAAACUCCUGAAGAACACCUAUGCAGUGCACGUAUGGAACAAACUGAGCCAUGGGACCAAGUUAGAGAUCCCCUCCCAGGCUCUGCUGGCUCAGCUCUAUUCCCAGUUCUGCCCUGCCACCUACACAAAGAUGAAACGGGACUCUGAAGAGUUGUCAAGGCGUGCAGUGUGACCUGAGGGCCCUUGGCUGCAGAGAUGUUCACCAGACUGAAGGAAACCGAGUGCCUUUGACAUUCUCCAGAGUUGGUUUCUAGAUCCCAGAGCAGGUGUUCUGCGUGGCAGCUCUGUGGUUUUGUACCAUUUCUGAUCUCUGCCUCCGAUCCUUUGAGUUUCAAAUUUACAGCAGAACCUGAGUUCAGCCUCUCUUGCUGUCCCUCAGGAGACCUCUUGCUGCAAGGGAGGUUGAACUUGUUCUUCAGCAUCCCUCAGCUGGUCCUCUCUUGGUUUUCUCCAAUGGCUCCUCCUGUGGAUCCCGGCCUGAGCAGCCCCUUGUGAUGUUUCAGGAGCUGUAAGGACCCUUGGCUUGCUCUCUGUGGCAUUUUUAAUUUUCACAGAAUAUUCUGUGUUGGAAGGGACCCACAAUCAUCAUAGACCUUACCCCUGGCCCUGCUAGGGGGUAAGACACUCCAACGAUCAUGAUAUGCACGAGAUUGUUAUCCUUGGGGCCAUGACCAAUCUGUGGGGAGCCUGUUCAGUUCCCCCACCACCCUCUGUGGGAGGAACCUUUUCCUGAUAUCCACCCUAUCUCUCCCUUGACCCAGCUCCUGCCAUUCCUUCAGGUCCUGUCCCUGGUCACGCAGAGCAGAGAUCAGGGCCUGUCCCUCCUCUUCCCCUCAUGAGGAAGCUGCAGAACU
Messenger RNA from Pseudopodoces humilis (Tibetan ground-tit), 1948 nucleotides. The record is from RefSeq and is a predicted model, not a curated record. Lineage: Eukaryota; Metazoa; Chordata; Aves; Passeriformes; Paridae.